UUGAUUAUCGUGAAUUUAGGAUGUCGAUGUUCAAGUGUGAUUGGGUAGACAGCAAAAACGGUGUGGAGAAAGAAAAGUUAGGUUUCAUUAAAGUUGAUUUGAAUAAAAUAGGACAUAAAAAAGAUUCAUUUAUAAUGGCAAGUCAAGCUAAACAAGUGUUUUAUGUUGAGGAUCCUACUUCAUCAAGAUGGUCCAUAGUGCUUGCUUCACAACCAAGAGACAAAGUGCAUGAUGACAAUCAACAACAUGACUUUGGUGAAUUACAAACUUCAGAAAAAGAGUGUGGUUUUAUCCCUGAGUUUGAGGGAGUUGAAGCAACUGUUGGGCCAUAUGUACGAAAAGAUGGUGAUGGAAUUUGGAUAGAUCAUGGACCCAUUUGAUGAGCACCUUGAGGAGUACCUAGAGGGUGAUGAUGAGCAAGCUGAUGUUGAUUCCAUCGAUGAGCAGACUAAUGGUGGUUCCAUGGAUGUUGACCAUGAGGAGGAGGAUAAUAAUAAAGAGAACGCGGAAGAUAAAAAGAAAACACAUAAGCGGACACGAGGCAUAGCGCGAUUGACGAAGAUCAUAGCAGAUAAAAUUAAAGGAAUCAAAUGCCAUUUGAGGUUCAAUAGCAGGGGGCAAUCGAUUGGGACCCCAAACAGAGAGCUUCAAUGUUAUUUAGGAAUGCAAGCCAAAAGUAUGGUGCCAAUUAACAUUGACAAUUGGCGCGAAGUUCCUAAAUCUAUAUUGGACAGCUUAUGGAAGGAUGUCAAUCUAGCUUUCCACCUAGAUGAGAAUAUGCAAAAAAAUAUUAUUGGCUCAGUGGGUAAUAAAUGGAGACAAUUCAAAUGUAAUUUGAACAAGAAGUUUAUAGUCCCUUACCUUAAUGACCCAUAUCUUUUGGAAGCAAACCCUCGUGGUCUCGAUAAACCUCCACCAAGCUAUCAUAUAGAAGAAACACAUUAG
Messenger RNA from Humulus lupulus (European hop), 945 nucleotides. RefSeq lists its product as uncharacterized. NCBI's taxonomy places the organism in Eukaryota, Viridiplantae, Streptophyta, Magnoliopsida, Rosales, Cannabaceae. The record is from RefSeq and is a predicted model, not a curated record. The transcript is spliced from 3 exons. Bases 367 to 945 code for a protein of 192 amino acids.